This is a messenger RNA of Apis florea (little honeybee), 5989 nucleotides long. RefSeq names its product transcription factor AP-2 (gene TfAP-2). Gene Ontology annotation, molecular function: RNA polymerase II transcription regulatory region sequence-specific DNA binding; DNA-binding transcription factor activity, RNA polymerase II-specific. NCBI's taxonomy places the organism in Eukaryota, Metazoa, Arthropoda, Insecta, Hymenoptera, Apidae. Gene Ontology annotation, cellular component: nucleus. Gene Ontology annotation, biological process: regulation of cell population proliferation; regulation of transcription by RNA polymerase II; anatomical structure development. The record is from RefSeq and is a predicted model, not a curated record.
GGAGGUAGGGAGCGUGGUUUACGAAGGGUGGCUGUCGAGAGGAGUUGGGGGGGCGCCGCGGCGCCUCUCUUGCCUCGAGCGCAGUGCGACGUCGCGACGCGCCACGUGCGGUGGCAACACACACCGGGGGAGGUACAACGUACAAAAGUCACUUUCUUCCUUCCCAUCGUGUAUCGUCGCGCUCAACGCCGUUUUCAUCCUCGUCCACACGCGUCUUUAUCGUGCUACACCGGUCCACUUCUUGAUAUUCCGAAAAUUUCGUGUCCUAUUACCGCAGGGUUCUGCUAUCGUAGUGUUCACCGAUUAUAUAAGGGGGCCAUCGUUCUAAGUAGUCGCGGUGAGGGUGUGAGAGCGAGAAAGAGAGACAAAGAGAGUGAGAUAAAGGGAGAGAGAAGAGAAGAAAGAAAGAGAGAGAGAGAGAGAGAGAGGAGCGAGAAAGAAGGGGGAGGGAGGACGGAAAGAAGGAACGAGAAAGAGAGGAAAGGAGAGAGGCACGAGUCGAAGGACGGAGCAAUAUCGCACAAGAAAAGGCGAAAGGUAUGGGGAGGGGAGGCGAGUAAAAGAGAGGGCAAGAAGGGGAUCGAGAAGUCGAUGAGAAAGAGAGGAAGACGCGGGUUGCAUUUCGAAUUAGCCUUUGCUAAUCUAGCCGAGUAUUAGGUUACCGGGCCUUGGAUCGUGUUUGUGAAUAAGCGUGCGCGAGUGUGUAUUCGAAAAUAAAAGGACAACCGAGUCGACGAUAUUUCGUGUUUUCGACAAAGUCGACCCAGAGAAUGUUUAUUAUUCGCGAGGAGGUCGAAAGCUUUGGAAACGCGACAAUAUCUUAACGACGCACAUUACGUUCGGUGUCGCGUCGCGCCGCGCACGCUUGCCUUGCGUUUCGCGAGUCGUCGACACGAUGGAUCCUUGCGAGGCCACUGACACGAGUGAAAAGAAGAUGCGUUUGUAAUUUUUCUGUCGUGUUUAUGCGUUCUCAAACGUGAGUCGAACGACGUAUCAAUCGGCGAGAACAUCGCGAGUGCUUUUUCGAACGAUCGUCCUCGUGACGUGUGACGUUGCACCAUUUUCGCGCUCAAAAAAACGAACGGACUGCUUGUGACUCUGUGAUUUUGAAUUUUUUGUCAUCUGAGACUGAUUUCGGUGUGAUUUGGACGUGAAUAAUCGAUCAUUCGUCUUGAAAAACUUGUGAACACAUUGCACGUUGUCGAAGCCACCGACGGAAGAUGCCGCCGACCGAUCGUCUUGGGACGUGAGUGAAAAUUUCCAUAUCGACAAAGUGCCGAUCAGCCACGGGUUUUAAGGGUCCACAACAUUUUUACAAUCACGGAGGACAGUAACAACAAUAUGUCGUACCUCGCUCUGGACUCCAACGCCUGGCAGGACCGUUUAACUGGUCACGGGGGCAUUUCCUCGCUGGGCGGUGGAAACUCGUCGCCGUAUUCAGGCGCCCAUCACCACGGUCACAGAGGCAAUGGAAACGGAAGCGGGAUGCCCCAUCACGGUGGCGCGUCGUUGCCCACCGCCUCCGACUUUCAACCACCGUACUUUCCACCCCCGUUCCCCUCGCACCACCACGCGCCGGCGAGUCCUCAACAUCCGGGCCUCGGCCAGCCGCAACAUCUCGAUUACCUCGUCGGCGACCCGUACACGCAGACGCUCAACACGUUGCAUCAACAUCACUAUAAUCACUUGAGCGCCGCUGUCACGGCUGGCCAAAGGAGCGGCGAUCUUAGGAGGGACGCGGAGGGUAUCCAUGUGACGAACAUGCACGCGUCGUUUCCGUACGACGGUGGACGCAGUAGCGGCGGAGGCGGAGGAGGCGGAGGCGGAGGUGGAGGUGGAGGUGGCGGCGGGCGAGGCGUCGAAUAUGGCGCUGUCCGCCGUCCUGACGCCCUUCUACCACCCCCAGGCCUCGACCAAACCGACCUCGUUCUCCACAGCAGCCUCGUAGACGACCCCCAGGUGAGCGACGAUAACACAAACGUGGACGAUGGAGGGUUCAUGAACGAUCUUCCUCUCUUAAAAAACAUGAAACCGUCGGACAGGAGCGAGAAGGCGAUGCUGACCGGGAACGCGCAGCCUUCGGAUGUGUUCUGUUCGGUUCCAGGACGAUUAUCGUUACUAAGCAGCACCAGCAAGUACAAAGUUACGGUGGCCGAGGUACAAAGACGACUAUCGCCGCCGGAAUGCUUGAACGCGAGCCUCCUCGGCGGCGUCUUACGGAGAGCGAAAUCCAAAAAUGGCGGACGUCUGCUUAGGGAAAAAUUGGAAAAAAUUGGGCUGAAUUUGCCAGCAGGAAGAAGGAAGGCUGCCAAUGUCACGCUCUUAACAUCCUUAGUGGAAGGAGAAGCCAUUCACCUUGCCAGAGAUUUCGGCUACGUAUGCGAAACCGAAUUCCCUGCGAAACAAGUUGCCGAAUACCUCAGCCGGCAGCAUUGCGAACCGCAAGAUUCCUACAGGAGAAAAGAACUUCUUCAUGCCACCAAACAAAUCACCAAAGAGCUGAUGGAUCUUUUGAAUCAAGACAGAUCGCCACUUUGCAACACACGGCCGCAACACAUCCUCGAUCCAAGCAUACAGAGACACCUGACACAUUUCUCUCUCAUAUCACACGGAUUCGGAAGCCCUGCAAUCGUAGCCGCUCUUACGGCAAUACAGAAGUUCCUAAGCGAGUCCCUGAAUCAUCUGGAGAAGAUGUAUCCGGGGAACGGAAGCGGCGUGACAAGUAGUCAACAGUCGAGCCUCGACACGAACAAGAGCAAGGACGGCACGUUGAUGAACGACAUGAAGAAGUGACGCCCAGAUGACCCGCCUACCUCCAACGUGGUCACUUCAAUUAGGCACUCCUGGCCGUACAACUGAGCUUUCGCGAGCUUUUCUUUUUUUUCUAUCCUAAUCGCGAACAGCUUCUUCUGAUGGACCACUGAGACGACACGUAUGUCCACCCACGAGCUCCGUUGUAAUAAUCAAAAGAAAAAAAGAAGAAAGAAAACGAGAAAAAAGAAAGAAAGUGGGGAGAAGAUGUAGAGAAACGAGAAGAAGAGGAAGAGAAUCUCUGUUCUGUUCUCUCGAGGCCUACGUGCUCGCGGAUAUCCGUGUUCGCUGAGGUUGGCUGGUCGAAAGUGUUCUACUAGGUAAACGAAUGACGAAGAAGUCAGGAGAAAUGUGCAAUCUCUGUUAGUCGAUUAAAACGAACGAGAGCCUCGUGGUGAGCCUCGCUCGACAAGCCUCGAAACGAUCGGCAAUGGGAUAAUAAACGAGAUAUUGCUAUGCUUCGUUCCCUCUUGGUUCGAGGACGAGGACACAAGUCAAGGUAUUACGUACGUGUAUCGUUUCGAAGAAACCACACGUUUCCAACGAUUCGCGGUUACGCGCGAUCAACAACGAGAAUGUGCUCGAUUAAGAGUGACUGUUGUUAUCGGUUUGUUCUUUCCACUGCCUGUUUCGAUUCAGUUUGAAAACGCGCCUGUGCCGAAGGAGAAGAAGCAACGUAUCGAUCGAUUCGACGGGAUCGUCGUGGUGUAAUAAAAGAUCGAAAACUUUCAUUCGCGUCUUCCCCGCUCACUUUUUUUCUAUCACGCGCGAUCGUUUCGAGAAAAAUGAAAUAUUUACGCGCGUAUCAUAUUACUUGUGAUAUGUCUUUUUUAGUGAUACAGUCCAAACGUUUGUGCAAUCGAUUUUACCACGAUUUUUACAAAUUUCACGAUAUAUAUACUCGUAGAAUACGCGUUGUCUAAGAAAUUGGAAAAUCUAACGAGAGAAGGAUAUAUUUCGUAUAUUCGUCGAACGCCUUGAUCUUUGUCUCCCUUCUUUUGUGACUCGCGAAUCGAUCGAUAAUCGAGAGGGCGCACAGAGGUAACAGCGACGAAGAAGGCAACAGUUCUCACAGCAACAUGUUAUUUUCUCUUCGUAAUAAUUUUUUCGACUAUUUAUAUUAUAUUGCUCAAGCAUCUGCUACUCUUUGCUCAUUAACGAGCUCAUCCGACACACAGACGCGCAGUAGUAUCGAUUACGACGCUGUUACGUAAGCAUUAUAUAUUGUCAGCAUAGUGAUAUAUUGCUCUCUAUAUCGCGCACGAUUUAUAAUUUAACGAUUUUACAACGAUUGUAAAUCCGCUUGCGUCUUAUGGACCACCUAUGGAUUGACCGAGUCCAUCACGCGUGGAAUAAUUUAACAUUUAAAUAUGAGCACGUAUACAACAAUCGUUCCAUAUUCAUAUUCGCUUCGUCUUUGAAGUUACAUGUUUCCUCGUAAGCGUGAAUAAACAUUACGUUAUCUUUUUCGUUUUUUAAAAAGUAUAAUUUUACGAUUAACGAUUUUAUCAUCAAAAGAUAUCGACUUAACAUAAUCGGAUUCUAAUUGGACUCGGUCAUGAAAUCAUGUUCUAUAUUAUAUUAUUAUAUCCUUUAAUCUCUCUCGUCCUCUCGUUAGAAUAUCUGCGAAUCGAUUAUCCAUUGAGAAUGUAAGAGCAUACGAUCGCAUCGUGCGAGAUUAAAAAGAAAAAGCGUGUCGCAACGAACGAGAAAGAAAAAAAAAAGAAGUGAGAAUUCACACGUGCAACAGCCGUCCGAGGCUUAAAAAAAAAAAAAAAAAAAAAAAAAUUAAAUUUUAGAAUCUUUAUCUAUUAGUAGCCGAGCAAGUUUUAUUUAAAUCAAAAUAACGAAGGACGAUGAACGAUGAUUGCAAUAAUUGUUUGUUCAUCACAAUGAUCGAUUGUUAUAUUCAUCACGGCGACACGCGAGUUUUCGAACGAUUUCGUGGUAGGAAAUUAGCGAAUUUACGAUACGUAAUAGUUUUCUAUAUGCUCGAGUUUCGAUUCACGAUUCAUCCACGCGUAAUAAAAAGAUUUUCUUCUCGAAUAGCUGGAAUAGUUGACGACACACCGUGCGAAUUACUCUCUCCAAGCACUUUCUAUUAGCGAUUCGAUCAUUUGAACAAUGAUUUCAAUCGAGAAUAUUUUAUGAUCACACCGUUAUGCUUAAAGUUGCAAUUCUUGGACAGUAUUUCGAUGCUUUGUUAUUACGCUCGAUUGAUCCGUUUCGUGUAAUGUAAUGUUUCAUAGAUUUGUAGCAUAAAUUCAAUAUAAUAUCACGGUAUAUGACGGAUAGGUCGAACAAACGAGUGACAUAUGUAACUUCGAAAUCGUUAUUGAACAACGUCGAUUGUGUUAUAUUCGUUCGUGCUAAUUGCCGAUUAUUAAUACGUUAUAUGGAUUCAUCUAAUUGUUAAUCUCAAAAAUUUAAGCGUCGAGAGCGAGUUUAACGACAAAAUAGGUAAUUUUUAAUUACAUAUUUUGCUCCUUGUUACUAUUUCUCUAAAAAUUUUGUUCACAUACAGCGUGUGUGCGUUCAUCGGUGUCAACAAAUUGAGAAAAAGAGAAAAAAAAAAAAAGAAAAAGAAAAAGAAAAAAAGAAAAAGAAGGCAAAAACUCUAAGGAUCAUUUUCAUCGUGCCAAUACGAAAGUUGCCAUUUGAGAUGUGCCAAUUAACGAUAUCGAGUUUAGAAAUGUAAGAUCUAUAUUCUGACGAUUAGAAGCGAGUAGCCGAAAAUAUCUAAUAUCGAGCGAACAUCGUUCGAAUUUUAGAGAAUAGACGUAUCGAACUUUUGUUUCGUGAGAAACAAAACGAAAGAAAAUAUAAUCGCGAGAGAAGGAGGAAACGAUCUCGAUCAAUGGUUAUUUUUGAGGUUACUCGAAAAGUUUCGUGUAAGGAGGGGAAAAAGAUAGGGAGAACAAACUCAGAGUGGAAGCACGAGAAAUUGCGUUGAAGUACAAUACCAGGUGAACCUGAGACAUAUCUAACUUUGUAAUUAAAUCUUAGGCGUAUGUAAAUGUAAGAUUAAGAAACCUGAUCGAACGUCUCGCGUUCCGGGAUAUUAUGUACAGAGUAUUUGAAUCUUUCUUGUGAUAUAAUCGUAAUAUUACUAAGGCAUAAACCGAACAAGGCAAGAACGAAAGGAGGGAAAAAACGAGAAGAAAAAAAAAAAAGACAC